Molecule: messenger RNA, 2330 nt
Organism: Girardinichthys multiradiatus
Lineage: Eukaryota; Metazoa; Chordata; Actinopteri; Cyprinodontiformes; Goodeidae
Gene: kcnv2a
Product: potassium channel, subfamily V, member 2a
Exons: 9
Coding region: 139-1791 (550 amino acids)
Biological process (GO): potassium ion transmembrane transport; protein homooligomerization
Cellular component (GO): membrane; voltage-gated potassium channel complex
Molecular function (GO): voltage-gated potassium channel activity
Source: RefSeq, a predicted model, not a curated record
UGGAUGACGUCUCUGUGCCUCUGAGCUAAAGGCAAAGUGAAAAUGAUUUUAGAUCGUGAUGAAUGCAUGCAGAAUGUUGUCUGGAUUUCUCUACAUCUGGUUGAAUCCAUUUUUGUUGGAAUGCGUCCACUCUGAGCGAUGAGCAUGUUGAACCACCUCAGAGCCCGAAGCAGGAGUCUGUUCUCCAGCUACAAGCCCGGCGACCACAUUCAUCAAGUCCAAGAACCGAUCGAUCACCUGGACCUGAUCAACACCUUCGUCAAGCCAUGGAACUCCAUGCAGGACCUGAGCAGAGACAUCUACGACCUUUAUGCCGAGUACGAGCGCGAGGAGGUGGAGGAUCGGCUGCCAGUGUUGCCCUCUCAUGUGCUGGUGUCUCCAACCAAACACUUGACUCUCAACAUAAACGUUGGAGGAACGGUUUACCUCCUGCCCUACAGACUAGCCGCCCGUUAUCCGAAGACCCGAAUCGGCCGUUUGGCUACCUACACGGAUCACAGCAAGAAGCUGGACCUUUGCGACGAUUAUGUCGUCCAAAGCAACGAGUACUUCUUCGACCGAGACCCAAAAGUCUUCCACAACAUCUUCAACUUCUACAGAACCGGAGUGCUGUGCAUUAAAGAGGAUUUGUGUCCUCACAACUUCCUGGAGGAGAUCCACUACUGGGGCGUGAGGAUCAAAUACACCCAUCGCUGCUGCCGCAUCUCGUUCGAGGAGCGUCAGGACGACCUGAACGAGCAGCUGAAGGUCCAGAAGGAGCUGAUGGCUGAGCUGGAGAUGGAGGAGGACGAAUCCGUGUUUGAUCACAUGACCUUUGGGACGACCCGCAGAAAGAUCUGGAAUCUGAUGGAGAAGCCGUUUUCCUCAAUCACCGCCAAGCUGACGGGUGUGGCCUCCUCCUUCUUCGUGCUGGUCUCACUGGUUGCCAUGACGCUCAACACCGUGGAGGAGAUGCAGUACAAGACGGCGUCGGGCCAGCCCAGUGGAAGAUUCUACGGCGAGGGCGUCGAGACGUCCUGCAUCGCCUUCUUCACCCUGGAGUAUCUGCUGCGCCUGUUCUCCACGCCUGACCUUCAGUAUUUUGUGCGAAGCGUGCUGAACACUGUGGACUUGAUCGCCAUCCUGCCACAUUACCUGCAGAUGUUGCUGGAGUGCUUUGAGGACGAGGACGUCCACGGUCACUCUGGGGACAUCGAGACUGUAGCGCGUGUCGGGAAGGUGGGUCAGGUUCUGAGGAUCAUGCGUCUGAUGAGAAUCUUCAGGAUCCUGAAGCUGGCUCGUCACUCCACAGGAUUAAGAGCCUUUGGCUUUACUCUGAGACAGUGCUACCAGCAGGUGGGCUGUUUGCUGCUCUUCAUCGGCAUGGGGAUCUUCAUGUUCUCAGCCAUGGUGUAUAGCGUGGAGCAUGACGUCUACAACACCAACUUCACCUCCAUGCCUCACGCGUGGUGGUGGGCCGCUGUGAGCAUCUCCACGGUGGGUUACGGCGACAUGAUCCCAGAGACCAACCUCGGGCGCGUCUUUGCCUUCGCCUGCAUCUCUUUCGGCAUCAUUCUCAACGGCAUGCCCAUCUCCAUCCUCUACAACAAGUUCUCCGACUACUACGCCAAGCUCAAGUCCCACGAGUUCGCCAUGGUCACCAAGGCGCGGGGGAAGGUCCGCUUCAUCAAGAGGGCCGCCAGGAGGUUCGCAGAGUGCUGCGACGACGUGGUUCAGCCGAAGCCCCCUGGAGGUGGAAGGUUGGUGGACGCCAACGACGGGGUGUUGAAGCAUGGGCUGCCUGGGUAUUAAACCCGCCGUCCUUGCAGGGUCACGGGGGCUGGUGCCUAUGUCCAGUGGUCAUUGGUGGAGACGGGGGGCACACACUAGAGAGGUUGCCAGUCUAUCACAGGGACAAACAGGACGGACAACAAUGCACACACGCACUUUCAUACCUACGGACAGCUCAGACAGACCAGUUAACCGAACAGUCAUGUUUUUGGGCUGUUAGAGGAACCUGGAGUACCUGGAGAGAGCCCAUCUGCACCACUGGAACCUCAAAGACUGACCAUCAUAUCUUAUCUGGGCUGGACUGCAACAUGGGGAACUGCCAGAGCUUUUAAAAAAGUCUUGAUGCAACAAUGACACAACACUACGGUUCUGUUUGUUAACACAGACAAAACCAAAGCUGGACACUUUCUGGAAAAACUUGCUUUAUUUUUGGAUUUAAGGCAUAAAGAGACUAUUUUACACACAGAAAUCUCAACAUAUUAAACGGAAAUGAAUCCAGCAUAGUUUAUUUCUUAUAGCAUUUUACUCUUUAUCUGCCCAUUAAACCGUAAAAUAAGCGA